UGAUGAAGAACCAAUUGAAAUUUUGAUGUCUUGUGAAGAAAGUUGUGAUCUUCCUUAUCUUGAAUCUGAGUUUAUAAAUGAUAAUGAACAGGAUAAUGUAGAACUAACUGUUUUGCAACCGGAGCAUCCGAGUAGCCUUGUUUUGUCUCAACAGGUUUUUGAGGAAGAGCCACUGGAUAUUCCACAUCAGUGCCCAUGUCUUUACACUUGGAUAUCUUUGGAUGAAGUCCCAGAACCUAUCUUUGAUGUGGAGGACGAACCUGAUCCAGUCUUUGCUGAAGAAGCAACAAGCAUCAUAUCCACCUUUAUGGAGAGCCAUCUUUGCUUUGAUUCCGGCACAACUACUGCUCCUUCAUCUCUUUCCCCUUUGCUUCCUGAUCUUCAAGAGCACUGUGAGAAAUCUGAAUUAGUUAUUUCUCUGCCUGACAUGUUUGAUAAGAUCAGUUCUCUUGAUGUGAUUCGUUUUGGUCUUGAUAAGAUAAAAGAAAAUUGUUUUUCAAAAUCUGUUUUUGGAAACAUGAUUAAUUCUUUUAAAAUAUUUGAACCUGAUAAAUUUCUUGAUCAGCAACGUUUUCAAAAUAACCUUGGCAUCAGUUCUGAAAUUAUUUUGAGCUUUGAUCAGUCCCUGGAACAAAGUAAAGUUUUUGAUCAUUUUGAAAAGUAUCUUGAGCUUGAUUUGAAACAAACUGAUUUUUGUGCUACAAAAUCUUUUGAUUCGUUUGUUUUCAAAAAAAAAUAGCUUUGAUCUGAACUCUUCUAGGCAUAGACUGAUUACUGAUGAUUUGUUUGCAUCUUCUCUGGACUUGGACGAUUUCUUAAUUAAAAAAGAUGAAGGAACAUAAUUCACUUGAAACUGAAACUGGUUUUUGUGAACUUGAUUUUUGUGAUUCUGUUUUGCAGCCUGAUCUCUUGAGUUUUGAAAAUGAUAAAACUUGGAAUUUUCUGAGAUCAUCUUGUGAGAAUUUUGUUGAUUUGAGUGUUGAUGAUAUAUUGAUCUAUAACACAUUAUUUGAAAAAUGUCUUGAGUCUUUGAUAGUUGUUUCUCAAUCUGAACUUAAGCUUGUGUGUUCAGAUGUUGAUAAUGAUAUGCAUGUUUUGAAAAUGAUUAAUGUUGUUGCAUAUCUUGAUAAGAUUCUUUUCUGUAAUGUCUACUUUGAUUUGCAUUUUGACAGGCUGAAAAGUGUGCUACUUGUUCUUGGAAAUGAUAUCUUAAUUUUUGAUUGGAACAAGUAUCUCUCUUACACAUUUGAUCCUGGUCUUUUAGUGUUUGUUUUGAGUAUCCAGGAAAGACAGGUUCAGCCUCUGAAUGAAAGCAUUGGCCGUGCCCAACAACCUCAGAUUUGGAGAAGCUUUGUUGUUCAAACCGACUACCUUGCUGCCAGCGACAGAUGUUCAGUCCAAGAAAGAUAUCUCAACAUUCCGAAGGUCUUUUGUCUUGAAUCCAAUUUUACUCGAAAUCCAACUCAUCAAGGAUUCACUGAGGCUUGGAAUCGCAUGAAAAUCGUCACGGAUGAAGAAGUUAUGAAUUUUCCAAACCAAAGGUUCUUCAGUCUGUCUAUCCGCGAGUACCAGAUUUCUAAACGAUAUUCAUGCCCCAUAAAGAAGCGGCCUGAGCCAAAACCGAUCAUAGGGUUCCAGAUGGAUCUCCCAGCUUCUCAGAAAGACCAAAAUCAGAAGAAAUGGCCAUGGGAUCUUGAAGUUAUGAUCCAUACACCAAAACCGGCCAGACCAAAGACAGCACUGCCUUCUUCAUUCAGCCAACAAACCAGAGAAAACCCAACAAAAGAGGCAGCAAAGUGUUCACCACAUGAAAAACAAUUGGAGCUGAUGAUCCUCCAUGACCCAAAUGUGUUUCCUCAGUCAACUUCCUGUCCAAAACAAAAGCACUGUAAGGAUCAUCAGUUGAUUGCCUCUACUCUUCAUGAAAAUGUUUUGAAACCGAGAAUUUCAAAGAGAAAACAUAUUCUUACUUGGUUGAAAAACGUUUUGCUCAAACCUUUUCAUGAAUUGAUUUCAUUGAGCUGUGCUUUGAAAGAGAUUUGGUGUAGGAAAGAGCAUGAACUAAAAUUGCUUAGGCCAAAGAAUUCUUUUGAUUUCGUUCAUGAUGAUAAUUUCUCAAAUUUUGCAUUGUCUCUUUCUUUCCAUAAUAGUUUCUCACUUUGGCCUGAUUUUGAGAUUGAUAAAUCAAUUUUUGGCAACCAGCUUACUUGCUUAAUGCUUGCCCACGUCCUUGAUGAUUAUUCUAAGUGCUUGGAUCAUGUUUUUGGUGUCUUAAGGAUAAAGAAACCCUUUGAUUAUUCCUUUACCAGAUUUGAUGUGGUUUCUCUAGUUGCUUUGAAUAAACAGGAUAAGCAUGAUCAGUUUCUAAGGAGAGCAAGCACCAAUGGAAUGGACGCCAAAAUACUUGGAAUUCCUUGAUGAAAAUGACUUCAAAACUCCAAGGAAGUUUCUGUCCAUAUUUUUCAUUCCCUGAAUUUUCCAUGAAUUUUAAUUCCUUUGUAUCUAAUUCAUCUCUUUUUGGUAUAGGUCCUUUGGAUAUGAGGACAAAUCAUUUUGAAGAAGGAGGGAAUGAUAGACCACGGUCCACGGAUCAGUACAUGGAGCCGAACCAGCCUGGAAAUCAGAACGUUCUGAACAUUUCAACCGAGGUUCAUGUUUUUUACCGUACCAGACAGACUGACCGUGCAGUGUACUGGACAGUCCCGCAUACGUCCGGAAAGAAGCUUUGGCUGGAACCAUGGCCGAUGACCGAUCUGACCAUACUGGGGCUUGUCUUUCCCAUCCAACUUCACAUUUGAAGACAUAUGGUCGAGCUAAAAUCCACUUUGGACGAGCUGGACGAGGUGACACUUACUUGGGCAAGCUAGAUGAGCUGAGUGAGCUAAGUGACACUACUCUGGAGUUGGAUGAGCUGAGUGACCUAAAUGACACUAGCUUAGAGCUGAAUGAGCUAAGCAACACUGAAGAUGGAGCUGGUUCAGCUGCUGCGCGAAAUGGGCUUUUUCAGCCCAAAGAAAAGUUCAUAAAAAGUUCAUUAUGGGAUUGUUUCUUUCCAAAUUCGACCAGUCCUUUCCUCAGUCCAUUUCAAACACAUUCUCAUCAAGAAUACCAAGAGGGAGUCAGCAAGGAAGUCUUGGUCGUGCAUGGGAAAAAGAAUUCAACAAAAAUCAUUAAUUUCGGUCUUUAGUCAAAGUCUUCAUUUCUAGUUACUAUGUCUUGUUUUUUGCACAUUCUUCUUUGGAUUUCUACAACUUGUAAUCCUAUAAAUAAGGCCUUAGAGCCACGAAAUAACACAGAUUGUUUUUCCC
This is a messenger RNA of Brassica napus (rape), 3308 nucleotides long. RefSeq lists its product as uncharacterized. The record is from RefSeq and is a predicted model, not a curated record. Bases 829 to 2418 code for a protein of 529 amino acids. Lineage: Eukaryota; Viridiplantae; Streptophyta; Magnoliopsida; Brassicales; Brassicaceae. The transcript is spliced from 2 exons.